GGAAAAGAAAUUAGCUUCCAUCUCACCGACCAUUUCAUUGCAAAACGCGUGAGUAGAUCAGAUUAUAGCCCAGAUCUGCAGAGCUCAAAUGCAAACAUGCACAGCAAGCUACAGCUCUGAUUAAAAUCAUUGCAUGAAGUUAAUGAAGGAAGUGCUAAAUAAAUAGAAGCAGUUUUAAUACCUCCUGUGAUGCCAGUGAGGAGGGUGGAAUGAUACCAACACUGCAGCCGGUCAAUUAAACAUUGAGAUGAAAGAGAGCUGGGAGCUGGAAUGUGCCUACCACGCUACUCAGAGAUUUAAGGUGAUUUUGCAAACAGCAAAGCAAAAACAGUUUCGUCAUUUUGGGAAGUUCAAUGCGCUUCAGAUUUGGGCUGCUUUAUGAUUAUGACCUCAUGUGUGCGGUGUCUCAGACCCCCCCAAGGCAUUGGGGAGAGCUGUAUAAAAGGAGCACUGUGCAGCCCAGUUCCAACUCGUCCUGCAGAGUCUCCUCCACAUCAGGAUCAUCUCUCUGCUGAACCAUGUCCUGCUACGACCUGUGCCCCACCACCAACAGCAUCGCCUGCCCGCAGCCCAUCGCCAACAGCUGCAAUGAGCCUUGUGUCCGCCAGUGCCCCGACUCAACAGCCCUAAUCCAGCCACCACCCGUCGUUGUCACCUUCCCCGGCCCCAUCCUCAGCUCCUUCCCCCAGCAAGCCGUAGUGGGCUCCUCUGGAGCACCCGCCCUUGGGGGCUCCGCAGGGCUGGGGGGCCUCUAUGGCUCCAGGAGCUCUUAUGGCAUUGGAAGCUCCUUGGGAUAUGGAGCACAGUACGGCUAUGGGAGCUCAGCCCUCUCCACAUUUGGCAGUGGAUUCUGCAGCCCCUUCUCCUCUCGUCGCUACAGCCGGAUCCUGAGGGGCAGCUGUGGGCCCUGCUAAGGGCAGAAGGGCAGGGGAAUCUCACAUGAAGGCCCAAGCAGAGCAAUGAGAACAGGGCUUGAUGCACCAGCAGCCCAAUUUCCACUGAGCAUUUCUGGUCUUUCACCUGCUUUCGGUUUUCCCUUCAGUUUCUGGGUCUGUGUUCACUGUUGUCACCUGUUCCAGCUGUCCCAGUUUUGUGGAGCAACAACACAUGACAUGUAAGCAUCGUUCCUAAUGGCAUCUUCACCAGGAGCUGCACAGCUGCUGAGAACAAAACCAACUGAGGACAGCAAUCUCUCAUCUCCAUGCAGGACAUUUGUUGAACCUUCUCUGGAACUGUCUGGAAAAUAGUUAUGGUUUUUUUUUCACAUUCUGUGAUAUCUUGCUUUGCAAACAAAGGCAUUUCUUUCUCAUUAAAGUUUUGUUGCAUCACACAGCAGCCUCCUGGUUUCCCUUCCCCAGCGCCCUCCCGCAGGCAAACCCAAGCUGGUUAACAGAGAGCUGCUCCUAUAAACACUAUAGCACA
Molecule: messenger RNA, 1422 nt
Organism: Coturnix japonica (Japanese quail)
Lineage: Eukaryota; Metazoa; Chordata; Aves; Galliformes; Phasianidae
Cellular component (GO): intermediate filament
Molecular function (GO): structural constituent of cytoskeleton
Source: RefSeq, a predicted model, not a curated record